CAUUUUGUCGUAAGCGGAAGAAGGAAGCGCGGAGAGAAAACAGUCAACUCUUCGGUAAAAUCCUCCAGAAACACCGACUCUCCGCGAUGGAAGUCCCCGGACCCGACAGCGACUGGAGGAGCCCGCAGUUCCGACAGAAAGUCGUCGCUCAGAUCGAGGAGGCCAUGAGGAAGGCAGGAACCGCACACACCAAGUCCAGCAACGACAUGGAGAACCACGUUUACGUCAAAGCCAAAUCCAGAGAGGAGUAUUUAUCUCUGGUGGCGAGGCUCAUCAUUCACUUCAGAGACAUCCGUAAGUAUUUCACCUGAACGACGCUUCACACCAGGUGCCUGAGGUGCUUGAAUUUGGCACUCGUGAAUUUACUGGAGUACGUUUAAAAUCAGUCGUGAAAAACAUGGAAAAUGAUGGACUUUGUAAAUAGCAGUUUCAACCCUGGAACACGCAGGCAAACUAAAUCCUUAAGAA
Messenger RNA from Plectropomus leopardus (leopard coralgrouper), 468 nucleotides. The record is from RefSeq and is a predicted model, not a curated record. Lineage: Eukaryota; Metazoa; Chordata; Actinopteri; Perciformes; Serranidae.